Micropterus dolomieu (smallmouth bass) is the source of this 1015-nucleotide messenger RNA. It is a transcript of the gene lg21h9orf78, whose product is annotated as linkage group 21 C9orf78 homolog. NCBI's taxonomy places the organism in Eukaryota, Metazoa, Chordata, Actinopteri, Centrarchiformes, Centrarchidae. The transcript has 9 exons. Gene Ontology annotation, biological process: mRNA splicing, via spliceosome. The record is from RefSeq and is a predicted model, not a curated record. Bases 93 to 968 code for a protein of 291 amino acids. Gene Ontology annotation, cellular component: spliceosomal complex.
CGCUACAUAAAAUCGUCCCUCGACAUCUAGCUAGUUACGUUGGACAAGCGCAAUUUUGUUAAAUCGCUGAACUAAGAAAUUGCGUUAAAAAAAUGCCGUGUGGCAAAAACUUUAGGAGGAGAAGGGACUCGUCAGACGUGGAGGAGGAUGAAACAACUGAAGAAGUCAGAUCAAAAUUAGAAGAGGCUAAAGAGCUUCAGAGUUUGCGGAAACGACAGACCGGAGUCAGUGUGACCGCUCUGUUGGUAGGAGAGAAACUGCCACCAGAGGCUGAAAUUGAUAAUGACCCUUUCAAAUUGAAGACCGGAGGAGUUAUUGACAUGAAGAAAGUCAAAGACAGGAAUAGGGACAUGACAGAAGAAGAGACUGACCUCAACCUGGGCACCUCCUUUUCUGCUGAAACUAACAGACGAGACGAGGAUGCGGACAUGAUGAAAUACAUUGAGACAGAGCUGAAGAAGAAGAAGGGGUUGGUGGAAGCAGAGGAACAGAAAGUUAAGGUGAAGAAUGCAGAGGACCACCUGUAUGAGCUGCCCGAGAGCAUCCGAGUCAAUUCUGCCAAGAAGACAGAGGAGAUGUUGUCCAAUCAGAUGCUGAGUGGGAUUCCCGAAGUUGACCUUGGCAUUGAUGCAAAGAUAAAGAACAUUAUCUUCACAGAGGAGGCAAAAGCCAAGCUUCUGGCAGAACAGAGGAACAAGAAAAAAGACAACGGCACAUCAUUUGUACCUACCAACAUUGCUGUCAACUACGUCCAACACAACCGCUUCUAUCACGAGGAUGUGAAUGCACCACAGAGGCACCACAGACACAGAGAAGAGCCCAAAGCAAGGCCACUCCGUGUGGGAGACACUGAGAAACCAGGUCCAGAAACGUCAUCACCACCCAACUACCGCAAACGUCCAAACAACGAAAAGGCCACGGAUGACUACCAUUAUGAGAAGUUCAAGAAGAUGAAUAGACGAUAUUGACCUGGGUGUUUAUUUUUUAUUUUUACAGAAUACUUAAGUGGAUGUCG